AUGCGAACGUUUGUUAAAGGCUAUAUUGCUAAUUGUGUCGAAUGCUAUUUUAAUCGAAAACCAGGUGGACGAAGCGAAUGUGAAUUACACAUUGACGAAUUGGAGCCGUUAAAGCCGUUUCGUAUUUUGCAUCCCGAUCAUCUUGGUCCAUUUAUAAGAAGCAAAAAAGAAAAUACGCAUAUUUUAGUGUUAGUGGACAGAUUCACCAAAUACGUGAUUAUUAAAGCUGUGCGUAACACCAAAACACAGCCAAUAAUCAACGCAUUAAAUGAACUUAGCAGUAUCUUCGGCUUGCCAGUGAAAAUUAUCACCGAUAGAGGAACGUCAUUUAACUCUAAAGUUUUUUUUGACUACUGUAAGCUGAAUGAAAUUAAACACGUUAAGACAGCCGUUCGUACUCCGAGGGUUAAUGGACAGGUGAAAAGGUUAAAUCAAUCCAUUCUAUCUUUCUUAAAGACAGCCAAAUUCGAUGACAAAAAUUUGGACGAAGAACUCCGAUCACUACAGUGGAUGCUUAACACUUAA
Molecule: messenger RNA, 525 nt
Organism: Teleopsis dalmanni
Lineage: Eukaryota; Metazoa; Arthropoda; Insecta; Diptera; Diopsidae
Exons: 1
Coding region: 1-525 (174 amino acids)
Biological process (GO): DNA integration
Molecular function (GO): nucleic acid binding
Source: RefSeq, a predicted model, not a curated record